AUGUCUACAAACCAGAAUCGCAAGGGUCCCAGCGUCGGCACCAAGGUUGACUUGGGUCGGAAUGCGCCCGUGACUGAGGAAGGCGCCGGCUACGUCGCGCCUGAGUCGUUGGCUGCCGAGUCGUUCAAGGGAGGCGGAGAGUUCAGCGAAAACCGGCACGGCCAGCCCGACAGCACAUCUUCUGGCACCACCCGCUCCGGCGCGAGGUCGGGACCACCUGAGACCGCCCUCGCCGGCGAGAACGGAGGCACGGCGCCCAGCUACGUCUCCAGCCAAUAUAUUGGAGAUUCCGGCGGGCCGCACGGGAAGAAUCUAAAAUCCGGCGGCUUUGCUGACUCCAAGACCAAGGAUGGCCUCAAGAUGGCUCUCGAGUCAGAGCCCGGCUCCAAAAAUGAUCCUAGCAGAUUGGCAGAGGAACGAUUUGAGCUGCACGACGCGGCGGGCCCCGGUGUUUCUGGGCGGAGGGACACGGAACUUUCGACGUCAACAAAGUACGACGGCCUUGACCGAGAGACGUCCUCAUAG
Messenger RNA from Purpureocillium lilacinum, 525 nucleotides. RefSeq lists its product as uncharacterized. The record is from RefSeq and is a predicted model, not a curated record. Lineage: Eukaryota; Fungi; Ascomycota; Sordariomycetes; Hypocreales; Ophiocordycipitaceae.